Ananas comosus (pineapple) is the source of this 1052-nucleotide messenger RNA. Its product is annotated as protein DCL, chloroplastic. The coding region runs from base 167 to 886 and encodes 239 amino acids. NCBI's taxonomy places the organism in Eukaryota, Viridiplantae, Streptophyta, Magnoliopsida, Poales, Bromeliaceae. Gene Ontology annotation, cellular component: chloroplast. The transcript has 3 exons. The record is from RefSeq and is a predicted model, not a curated record. Gene Ontology annotation, biological process: chloroplast organization; chloroplast rRNA processing.
ACACCCUCCACCGUUAACUCCCCUUCCCCUCCCCACUCGCCCCUCUCUCCUAACUCCCGAGCACGAAGAGGAGGAGAUAUGCGACAAUGACGUAAUCAACUUCUAGGGUUUACUACACGCACGCACCCUCUCUCACAGACACUUCCGCUACUCCACCACGGCAUCCAUGGCGUCCAUCUCCCUCCCCUCCCCCCAUCUCCUCCUCCACCGCCUCUCCCUCCGCUCCUCCUCCGCCCUAACCCUCGCCCCCUUCCCCUCCCUCCCCGCCCCGAUCGCCUCCACUCUCCGAUCCGAGGGCGUCGUCAAGGUAAAGAGCCAGGGAUCGCCGGAUCCGGCUCUGCUGCGAAAGCCCUUGGUCUCGCCGCCGACGACGACGGCGGCGGCGGCGGAGGCGGAGGAGCGGGAGAUCCCCGGCGACGGCGCCGCCGACGAGGUCGCCGUGGAGGGGCGGCGCGCGCGGGGCGGGAGGCGGCGGAAGAGCGGCGGGGAGGAGGAGGAGGAGGAGGAGCAGGGGAAGUGGGUGGAUUGGGAGGACUUGAUCCUGCAGGACACCGUGCCGCUCGUCGGAUUCGUGAGGAUGAUCCUCCACUCGGGAAAGUAUGGAAGUGGUGACAGAUUCAGUCCAGAACAUGAAAAGGCAAUUAUUGAAAGGUUGCUUCCUUAUCAUCCUGAGUAUGAAAAGAAGAUAGGAUGUGGGAUCGAUUACAUCACAAUAGGGUUUCAUCCAGAAUUCGAAAACUCUCGCUGUCUCUUCAUAGUUAGGAAGGAUGGCGAGCUCAUCGAUUUCUCAUACUGGAAGUGCAUCAAAGGUCUUAUAAGAAAGAACUACCCUUUAUAUGCAGAUAGCUUCAUUCUCAGGCAUUUCCGUAGGAGAAGGGACUACUAAAUGAAGGUUAGCCUAAGAGAAUCUUUGUAUUAAUGUAAAAAUCAUCGAUGUUUUCCCCUCUUUUUUUAAUAAAUUUGUGCUUGAUUUGUUAGUAGUCCAACUUUUCUUUUUUUUUAACAUGUAAUAUUCCCAAGUAUUUUAUGAGUUGAUAUCUUUCUCAUUCUGA